AUGCUCUACAUACACUCCCAGGAGACUCUGCAGAUCCCAGAGAAUGUGAACCUUCACAUUCGAUCCCGUAUCGUUACGGUUGAGGGACCACGAGGAAAGUUGGUCAAGGACCUCUCCCACCUUGCGGUCUGCUUCAGCCGCCCAAAGAAGGACACCAUUGCCAUCGAGGUUCACCAUGGAGGACGUAAGGCCGUUGCUACCCUCCGCACUGUCCGGACCAUCAUCAACAACUUGAUCAUCGGCGUCACCCGCGGGUUCAAGUACAAGAUGCGCUACGUCUACGCCCAUUUCCCCAUCAACGUCAACAUUGAGACCAACAAGGAGACCGGUGCCGUCGAGCUCGAGAUCCGUAACUUCUUGGGUGAGAAGGUUGUCCGUCGCGUUGUCUGCCAGAAGGGUGUCGAUGUUGUUGCUUCCUCCAACGUCAAGGAUGAGAUUGUUCUCUCCGGAAACUCCAUCGAGGGUGUAUCACAGAGUGCUGCCGAUAUACAACAGAUUUGCCGUGUCAGAAAUAAGGAUAUUCGAAAGUUCCUUGACGGAAUAUACGUCUCGGAGAAGGGAAACAUUGUCGAAGAAGAGUAA
This is a messenger RNA of Trichophyton benhamiae CBS 112371, 582 nucleotides long. It is a transcript of the gene rpl9-2, whose product is annotated as 60S ribosomal protein L9. The transcript has 5 exons. The record is from RefSeq and is a predicted model, not a curated record. Gene Ontology annotation, biological process: cytoplasmic translation. The coding region runs from base 1 to 582 and encodes 193 amino acids. Gene Ontology annotation, molecular function: structural constituent of ribosome; rRNA binding. NCBI's taxonomy places the organism in Eukaryota, Fungi, Ascomycota, Eurotiomycetes, Onygenales, Arthrodermataceae. Gene Ontology annotation, cellular component: ribosome; cytosolic large ribosomal subunit.